AUGCAAAAAGUUAUUGAAUGUGUACCAAAUUUUUCCGAAGGCCAACGAAAAGAGGUUAUUGACACAAUUGCGCAUGCUAUUGCAGGUGUUGAAGGUGUUGCUUUACUGGAUAUUGAUCCAGGAUUGUCAACCAAUCGAACAAUUUAUACCUUUGUUGGGCAUCCACAAGCAGUUAUUGAAGCAGCACUAGCUGCUGGUCGAGCUGCGUACAAUUUAAUUGAUAUGACAAAACAUAGUGGCGAACAUCCACGAAUCGGUGCAAUGGAUGUAGUACCAUUUGUACCGGUACAAAAUGCUACUAUGGCUGAUUGUAUCGAGAUAGCACGUGAAUUUGCUGAUCGUUUAUCUAUGGAACUUAGCGUACCUGUUUAUCUAUAUGGCGAAGCACAAGAACAAGAAUAUCGUCGAGAUCUAUCUCAAAUUCGUGAAGGAGAAUAUGAAGCACUAUAUAGCAAAAUUCGAAAAUCAGAAUGGAAACCUGAUUUUGGACCAAUUGAAUUCCUUCCGACAUGGGGCGCAACAUGUGUUGGUGCACGAAAAUUUUUAAUUGCAUACAAUAUCAAUUUACUUGGCACAAAAGAACAAGCUCAUCGUAUUGCAUUAAAUGUUCGUGAAGAAGGACGAAGCAAAGAAGAACCCGGUAAAUUAAAAUCUGUACGAGGUCUCGGUUGGUGGCUUGAAGAAGCAAACUUAUCUCAAAUUUCACUUAAUUUAACAGAUUUUGAAAUAACAAAUAUACAUGCAGCGUAUUUACAAUGUGUAGCCGAAGCUGAAUCGUUGAAUAUCGGUUUAUGUGGUUCACAAAUAGUUGGUCUUGUACCAUUGAGACCAUUAUUAAUGGCUGCAGAUUAUUUUAUUCAAAAAGAAAAUUUAUUUAUUCUUGAUGAAGAUCAAAAACUUCGUUUAGUUAUUCAACGCUUAGGUUUAAAUUCUAUAGCACCGUUCGUACCCAAAGAACGUAUCAUUGAAUAUAUUAUACGCGAUCGUGAAGGUCGUGACGAUACGAUUAAUUCAAUGGAAAUAAAAGAAUUAGUUAAACAUGUUAGUGCGCGAGCAUUAGUACCUGGUGGUAGUUGUGUUACAGCCCUUGUAGCAACACUUGGCACAGCACUUGGCACAAUGUGUGCAUUACUUACAUAUGGAAUGAGAAAAUGGGAAACAUUAGAACCAGAAAUGCGAGCAAUUAUUGCACCAUUACAUACAGCCACCAAAACAUUAAUGGAAACAGUGGAUACUGAUACGGAACUUCUGAAUGCAUAUAUGACAGUGCAAAAAAUGACAGAAACUAAUGAAGAAGAAAGACAUUUCAAACAAAUAACUGAAAAUCGUUGUUUACAAAGAUGCCUUGAAAUUUCAUUGGAAAUCAUGCGUCAAAUUAACAACUUAUGGGAACCUCUUUCACGAUUAGCACCAUUAUUUAAUAUAAAUACAAAAGCAGAUUUUCUUGUUGGCAUUAAAUGUCUUGAUACAGCAAUGUAUGGCGCAUUGAAACGUAUUGAAACAUUUUCCUCCUCAUUACUUAAAAAUACUGAUAAUAUUGAUGAUAAUGAAUCGCAAACGAAAAAAACACAAAAAAAUUAUGAAGAAGAAGCAAAAACAUAUUUUGAUAAAACACAAAAAUAUGUUCAAAUUAUAUUAAAAUUAGCUGAAUCUCGAAAUGAGUAG
Molecule: messenger RNA, 1665 nt
Organism: Rotaria socialis
Lineage: Eukaryota; Metazoa; Rotifera; Eurotatoria; Philodinida; Philodinidae
Source: the annotation of a GenBank genome assembly